CUUGGGAUGUGGAAUGCCUAAGACAACAGAAACCACUGACGUACCGAGCACUUCCAAAGCUUGCGGAUUUGUCGAAACCUUGGGAUGUGGAAUGCCUAAGACAACAGAAACCACUGACGUACCGAGCACUUCCAAAGCUUGCGGAUUUGUCGAAACCUUGGGAUGUGGAAUGCCUAAGACAACAGAAACCACUGACGUACCGAGCACUUCCAAAGCGCGUCCUCCGCGCAUAAAAGUAUCAAACAAAGGAUCUUGUACAUGUUUUGUAGGGAGUGAGGUUUUAUCAGAAGAUGCUAGCGGAUUGGUCGAAAUCUUUGGAUGUGGAACGCCUAAGACAACAGAAACAACCGAAGUUUCGAGCUCUUCCAAAGCUUGCGGAUUUCGCGAAUCCUUGGGAUGUGGAAUGCCUAAGACAACAGAAACCACUGACGCUCCGAGCUCUUCCAAAGAAUUUGAGAAAGCUCGAUAUUGUAUAUUACACCAGUUGCCAGCAACGACGCGUGUCACCACGAAUCCUUGUCACCAUUGUACUAAACAUUUAUCAGCCUGUAACAACAUUUUGCAUAAUCUUAAAGAAGAUUGUCUAGAUAAAUCAAUGGAUUAA
This is a messenger RNA of Adelges cooleyi (spruce gall adelgid), 604 nucleotides long. RefSeq lists its product as uncharacterized. The record is from RefSeq and is a predicted model, not a curated record. The transcript has 9 exons. Bases 14 to 604 code for a protein of 196 amino acids. NCBI's taxonomy places the organism in Eukaryota, Metazoa, Arthropoda, Insecta, Hemiptera, Adelgidae.